Eptesicus fuscus (big brown bat) is the source of this 4567-nucleotide messenger RNA. It is a transcript of the gene LIPH, whose product is annotated as lipase H. NCBI's taxonomy places the organism in Eukaryota, Metazoa, Chordata, Mammalia, Chiroptera, Vespertilionidae. Gene Ontology annotation, biological process: lipid metabolic process. Bases 106 to 1461 code for a protein of 451 amino acids. The transcript has 10 exons. Gene Ontology annotation, molecular function: lipase activity; carboxylic ester hydrolase activity. The record is from RefSeq and is a predicted model, not a curated record.
UGGAUUAGUUAUCUGAGCUCUCUGAGCAAAGCCCUCAGUUGAAACUCUAAGGCUCUGGGAAGGAAAUCAUUCUUGUGAAUGUGACACACUCGCUCCAGUCCCCAUAUGCUGAGAUUAUACUUCUUCAUCAGCUUGAUGUGCUUGGUGAGAUCAGACACAGAUGAAACAUGUUCUUCAUUCACCCGACUGAGCUUCCACAGUGCGGUGGUUGGUACAGGACUCCGUGUAAAGUUGAUGCUCUACACAAGGAGAGACCCGACCUGCGCACAAGUCAUCAACUACACAGCUUUGGGGAACUUGAACGUGACCAAGAAAACCACCUUCAUUAUCCAUGGAUUCAGGCCAACCGGCUCCCCUCCCGUUUGGAUAGGGGACUUAGUAGAGGGUUUGCUCUCCGUAGAGGACAUGAACGUGAUCGUUGUUGAUUGGAAUCGAGGAGCUACAACUAUAAUAUACAACCAUGCUGCUGAUAAGACCAGAAAAGUAGCAACAGUCUUGAAGGAAUUUAUCGAUCACAUGUUGACAAAAGGAGCGUCUCUUGAUGACAUUUACAUGAUUGGAGUAAGUCUAGGAGCCCACAUAUCCGGGUUUGUUGGAGAGGAGUACAAUGGGAAGCUGGGGAGAAUUACAGGCCUCGACCCUGCCGGCCCUUUAUUCAACGGGAAACCGCCCGAGGACAGAUUAGAUCCCAGCGACGCACAGUUCGUUGACGUCAUCCAUUCCGACAUUGAUGCACUGGGCUAUAAGGAACCAUUAGGAAACAUAGACUUCUAUCCAAAUGGAGGACUGGAUCAACCUGGUUGCCCCAAAACAAUAUUUGGAGGAAUGCAGUACUUUAAGUGUGACCACCAGAAGUCCGUGUACCUGUACCUCGCUUCCCUGAGAGAGAACUGCACCGUCACUGCAUAUCCCUGCGACUCCUACAGGGAUUAUAGGAAUGGCAAGUGUGUCAGCUGUGGCAUACCACAAAAGGAGUCCUGUCCACUCCUGGGCUAUUAUGCUGAUCAUUGGAAAGACUAUUUAACGGAGAAAGACCCUCCCAUGACUAAAGCAUACUUUGACACAGCUGAGGAGAAACCGUUCUGCAUAUAUCAUUACUUUGUGGAUAUUAUAACUUGGAACAAGAACAUAAGAAGAGGGUCCAUUACAAUCAAAUUGAAAGACAAAGCUGGAAAUACCACAGAAUCCAAAAUCGAUCAUGAACCUGCAACAUUCCAGAAAUACCACCAAGUGAGUCUGCUUGCAAGGUUUAGUCAAGACCUGGAUAAAGUGGCAGCCAUUUCCCUGGUGUUCUCUACAGGAUCUGUAGUAGGCCCGAGGUACAAGCUCAGGAUUCUCCGGAUGAAGUUAAGGUCACUUGCCCAUCCAGAGAGGCCCCAGUUGUGUCGGUAUGACCUUGUUCUGAUGGAAAACAUUGAAACAGUCUUCCAACCUAUUCUUUGCCCAAAGUUGCAGUUGUAACUGUUGUGAGGACACAUGACCACCAAGGAACAUCAAGAAAGCUAUGGCAGGCUUUCUGAGAGCUUCACCUUCCUUACCUUCUCCAGGCACAAAACGUACGGAAUAACCAGGGUUUUUCCAGUCGUGUCCCAUGGAUGUCACAUUGCAAAAUGACAGACGACUUUGGAUUAUAGAACAGUCCUGAGAAGGGAGGCCCUAAGUAGGGCAAAUCUGAAAUAGCCAGGCCCCAGGCAGCCAGCGCCUUGUGUGGCUGCGUCCUGGGGCCUCGUUUGUUCCGCCCUGUGAUUCUGCUGCUUGUCACUCAGGCAGUUCAGUGGAACAAGCAUCUUAAAGGGAAGGACUGGCUGGAGACCUCACUUUGGACUCGACUCCACACUCCCUGUGCCAAAUUCCUCCAGAUCCCCGCAUAUAGAAGGGAACCAGACAGACCUACCUCACAGGGCUGUUGAGUGGGUCUGGGAGGCAAGUCUGUGAAGGGUUCUUCGAAAUCCCAUGGGUGUCACACCCGUGAGUGGUUUGACAAAUGUGAAUAUGCUUUUAUUUAAUUUUAUAAGGCUUAUCUAACAUGCAACAAGAGAGCUAUUCCUUAUCAACACCAGCUUCUCUCUUGGCUGUUCGCUCUGGGAAGGUAAGAAAGCCAUACCCUGGCUUCCCACCUCCUCUACACUGGGGAAAAUGUUUAUUUUUCCUUCUUACUACUGUCAUCCAUGAUUAUUGAAGGAGAUUUAGAAAACGCAUAGGUGCAAAACGAAUAUAUGCUGUACACAGUCCCACCUGUUAGAGGGGAUUAAUGUUAACCUUUUGGAAUAAUGCUAAGUAACUUGUGUUGCUAACAUAGGCAUUCCAGGCGUAAACCGGUUUGCUCCUGGAGCACUGGCAGCCCCCAGCUUGAGGGAUUCUUAGGCUUCCCCAGAGCUACGUGUGACCCAUGAAUCUGGAAUGACCACAGCAGCCAGGCUAAGGCCAAGAGGGCCAAGGCCAGAGAGGCCAGAACCAAGGGCGGACCAUCCGCGAGGCCAGAUGCCCCGUGUGGGGACGGAGCCAAAGGGGUGAGCACCACCCUUCCCACAGCUGCGGCCACUGUGGGAAGUCCCUGUGACUCCUGAGUGUCACAGGCCCGGUGACUUCCUCACCCAAGUGAUUCUCCUACUGCUUUCUGUGAGAACAGCUCUUAUUGGAAAGAAAUGGACUCUCUGUUUCAUAAACGAUAGGAAUCUGUAAAUAGUUCCCGUGUGGCACAUUUUAUAUCUGCAAUACAGAGAUUUUCAUUUAAGUGAGGGAAGCCCGCAGUGAACGACUGGACCAGGCGUCCUCAAACUACGGCCCGCGGGCCACACGCGGGCGUUUUUGCCGUUUUGUUUUUUUUACUUCAAAAUAAGAUAUGUGCAGUGUGCAUAGGAAUUGGUUCAUAGUUUUUUUUUAAAACUAUAGUCCGGCCCUCCAACGGUCUGAGGGACAGUGAACUGGCUCCCUGUUUAAAAAGUUUGAGGACCCCUGGACUGGACUCAAAGAAAAGUCUCAGCGACGGUCCUGCCCACCUGGACAUUUGACCACUCAUCCCCCUCCUUCCCACAUUCCGUUAGCCAUUGGGGAUGAGAGAUCGGUGUGCAAUAGGCCCUGAUUUUAUUAGCACAGUCACUUCUUCAUCUUCCUUCCGUUGCCUGGUAGGCAGGGGGUCAAAACAAUAGAAAGAAAGUGCCAGAAUAGCAUUUCUGUCAUUUAUAAACUCCUCAGGCCAGUGGGUGUCCCUCAGCUUCUUCUCUCGGUGCCUCCUAGCUUAGGACCUUGCUCACUGUGGACCGGUUGGAUGGAUGAAUGAACUGGUCAAUGAGUAAAGGAAGGAAGUUUGUUCACUGGCGUGGAGAUGAAUUUCAGUGAAUUUCAUUUAACAGUGAUCAGGAGAAAUGAAGGCAGUGACAGUUAGGACCCCUCUCUUCUCAGAACCUUUCUCCCAAGGCCCCCAAGGUCUCUUGCUAUCCUGGCCUCCCCUCCCUUCUCUUUGUCAGUGUAUCUGUCUGAAUCCCACAUCCAAGAUAGUAUCUCCUCUUCCUGACCAUCUUCACCAAUUAUCUUCCAUUUAGUGUGUGGGCCUGAGCUAAACUGUCACUUCUUCAGGGGGAGUCUUCUCGGACCUCAUUUCCCAUACAGCUUACUGAACUUCUUCAUAGCACCUUUUUAAGUUGUAUUUUUGUACAUUAUUUGUAUGAUUAUUUGUUUAUCUAUUUUCUCCACUAGACUGCUCUGCAGGGCAGGAGCUAUGUACAUAGUGUGGUGCAGGAAAUACAAUAUUUAUUAAAUGAACACUCUCCAUUAUCUUGUGAGCCGUAUGGAACCAUGUUUAGUUAUAAGUAAAGGCCUCCCCUCCCCCAGCCAGAGCCCAUUUCCCUGGAGGCAUCCACCCUUCUUUUCCAUUGACUUCUCCCCGCCACCCCCCCAACACACAUUUGUUAUUAUUGUCUCCAUUAUCUCUGGAGGCCCCUAGCUCACUUCCCAGGCUCCCUGGGAAAAAGAGAGGUUGGCUCCCCCCCCCCCGCCCCCUCCCACUCCUCUUUGAACCUUCCAAGUGCCCCCAACACCAUUCUUCAGCAUGCCCACCUAUCCUGAAGCCUGGGAGAUUUUGCUCUCCCCCCUUUUAGUGCCUUGGCUUAAAACCCUCCAGGACUCUUCAGCCUUCCUGGAUGACUCCAAACUGGUUCAAAGACCGCCUUGCUUGUUUUCCAUGAUGCCGUUCCCCCACCCCACUUUCCACCGACUUUGUAUGUGCUUCCAUUGCUGCUUUCAUUAUGCCAUAUUGUAGUAUGUUUCCGUGUCUGUACCCGCUCCGAGGCUGUGAGCAUCACAAGAGCAGAUGCUGCUUGUUUGCCUUGGCCGCCUUAGCCCCUAGCACCACGUCAGGCACAAGGCAUGUGCUCAUUCAAUGUGUGUUGAACAGAAUGGAGUGGACUCAACCCUAGGACUUGAAGGAGGUCACCUCCACUCUGAUUUAGACAUCAACACACUUAACUGUUAUCUCUGAAACCCUAAACUCAGAACCUCCUGUUAACGAAAAAAAACAUUGAAACCUGUAAAGAAUUUUAGUGAGUUUAUUUGAGCCAAACUGUCGACA